This is a messenger RNA of Pelobates cultripes (western spadefoot toad), 433 nucleotides long. Lineage: Eukaryota; Metazoa; Chordata; Amphibia; Anura; Pelobatidae. The record is from the annotation of a GenBank genome assembly.
AUGGGGAAGACUAAAAGAGCAGCAUCCCAGGACCACUCCGGCCCGACGGGGACCCGAUACCCGCCUGGCCCGAUGGACGGGUUUUUGGCGACGCCACGAGGCCUCCGAGAUGGCGGGGACUCUGACACCCCGGGCCCCACAUCCCCUGGAUCAAGCGCCACCACCUCAGGUAGAGGCUCCCCGAUGUCGGGUACCCUGCAUCAACUGGCGGCAGACGUCGCCCGAAUUACAGCUAGCAUGUUAACGCGCGCAGACAAGGCGGACAUGGUGUCCGAACUGCGCGCCAUCAUCAGGGAGGAGGUGGCGGUGCUGCGGACUGACCUCAAUGCCCUGGAGCAGCGUGUAGAUGGGCUUGAGACCGGCCGCCUGCAAGCCGACCAGCGCCAGCAGGCUACGGACCUGGCUACUACCCGGCAGGGGAAUAUCCUGUUAG